AAGAAAGCAAUCCACAAUGGCGGAUGGUCGAAGACAGAAAACUACUUUACCCGAGAGUAAAGUAUAAGGCGUGCUCUUAUUCUUUAUGUGAAAAAGUACACUUAUCGCGAUGGCGGACAAAAACAGGAAAACCAAAAAACGAAAAUGGACGCCGGUCGUGUUGGACGAUCCAACGUUCUUUUCCGGCGAAAUGGAAGGAUUUGUUUCUCUUGAGGUUAUGGAGGAAUAUAACUUAGAAGAACUAAAGGAGAUUAAUGUUGAUGUCCCACCUCGUAAGAAAAAAGCCAAAGUGCAAGCAGGACUGGUAAGCUUAAUGGUAGUAUUAUUGUGAUGAUAUCACAAAAUAAUCACAGUAAUAAACUUAUUUGUCCUUGUGUUUUGUUGCAAUUGCCUCGGUAUAUUUCUAUUUAGCAAGCUUGAUUAUCGCCGAGAAGAGGUGAUUUUAAGGUGAGAGUGAUGAAGUUGAGACAUGAAGGUUAUUGGGUAAGAUUUCCGUGUAACCCCAUAAAUGUUACGGCUGUGCUCCAAGAAAAACUGAAGGGAGCCCAGAGCUCUGAGCCUGUGAAACCCUGGGUGCCCUGCACAUGGUUUCUCUGAAAAACCUAAGAUUUUCUAGUUGCCAGCGAGCAAAACUAAAGUGCCAGGGGCCACCUGGCAGUGCUACAGCACAGCGUUGCAUUUAGUGUGCAUACAUGUUUCAGCUCUAUUCACUUUAGACUACAGUUGAGUCUCUAUUUAGCGGCCACCCACGGGGUACCAGUAAGUGGCCGCUUAACAGAGGUUGGGUGCUCAAUAGAGGUUCGUCAUAAAUUAGCUAGCCUACGUGUAGCCGCACCCUCCCCCCGACAAAGGAAAAACGGAGAGAGUUUUUUCCUCUAUUUUUCCUUUGUUGGGGGGAGGGUGCGGCUACACAUAGGCUAUAAAUUAGCAUAAUCUUUACUUUCUGUAGCAGAAACGUCACUUUAUUUUGAAACAAACUUGCGACAGGAGCAGCAUUAUUGUUCCACAAUCGGUCAUCACUUCUAUCUUGGACCAUAUUUUCCUUCAUCAUAUUAUUGAAAUAAGGCCAAACAAAGUGAAUCAAGUGCUUGAUGGCCACUUAAUGGAGGUAACAGCAAUGGGAGAACUCCUGUUGGGACGGCCAAAAGGUGGCCAUAGGUAGAGGUGGCGGCUCAAUAGAGGUUUAAUUUCCUUUUCUUUUCUACAAUAUUCUGGGACUUUGGGUACAUUACAUUGUGAAUUCUGCAAUGCUUACAAUUUCAGGAGCAGAAGGAUCAACCUAAACCUACACCACCAUCAACAUCAGAAGAAGAAGGAGAAAAAUCUGCGAAGGCCAAGAAGAAAAAGAAGAAGAAGAAAAAGAAAAUUGAAAAUGAUGAGGAACCAGAUCAGAAGCAGGAAGCUUCAGUUGAAAAUGGAAUAACUGAAGAUUCAGAAGGUGCAAUAAUAUUAUUAUACUAUUUUGCCCAUUUAAGCUGAACAAAUUUCUUCUAAAAUAUCGGGCUCUGCUUACAUGGUAGCCUCCCACGCAGACAUUCAUAGGGAUUCGUCAUGCCUUCCUGCCCCACAAACGUCUGCCGACUUGAGUGGAAAAAAACCUAGACCAAUCACAGCAGACUUCCAGAUCUGGGAAGUGCACUUUGGACCUUAGAAAUUCCGCACUUGACUUAGCUCCAGAAAAGAUUAAAAAGGUCUUAUGAAAGGUGAAGACCUUACAGUUUUAGAACAAACUACUCAGUUAACUCAAGUAUUUGUACUAAUGGCUGCCCUCAGAAUCUCAUUGAAAAAAAUUACCUUGGAGGUUAAAUUUGCUGAACGGAAGUCGCCUUUACUACAAAACAAUAACGUGUGAAAAAAAUUCUUCCUUUUGUUCAGUCCUACAAGGUAACCCCACCAUUGCAUCACCCAAACAACAAAUUUAUGAGCAAAUGACAUCUAAUCCAGCCUUUACAGAGAGAAAUGUUCAAAAAGCCAAUGCUUAUCUCCUAUAUUCUUGUCAGGAGCAAAAAUCUUUGGUCACAUAUCAGAGCUUGUACAUAUGUGUUCAGCUUGUCAACACUUUGACUUCAACAGCGCCGAUUGGAUCUCCGAUAAUCUGCAUGAGUGUAAUCUGCAUGUGUGGAAAGGAAUUUAUCUUUCAGUUCAGCAGACGUUCGUGGGGCAGGAACGCGUGACAAACCACGAAGAAUGUCUGCGUGGGAGGCUACUUACAUGCUGCUAAUCUUGUCAUUUUAGUAGAACUAGAUAUGAAGACCUGGGAAUCCUUGGGAGUUCCAACCAAGAUAUUGAAAGCUCUCAGUGAUCAAGGAUUUACUAGCCCUACACCAAUACAGACACUAUCCUUGCCACCAGCAAUAUUCCAUCAUAGAGACAUCAUUGGGGCCGCUGAAACUGUAAGUUAAAUGUCUGGCAUUUUACAAUGUUACUGUCUAAUAAAUGAGAUAUUGACAAAAUAAUGUAACAUAUAAAGUUUUGCAUCAGGUGGCAAAUGGAGUGAUCCACCCACAUAAUGUAGCUCAUCUUUAUGAAUGAGACUUAUUUUUCAACUUCAAAAUGACCACCUGAGGCUAGAUAAAGAAGAGAUUUUUCCAGCAUGCUGCCAUUUUAAAAAUUAGUUUUGUAUUAAUAAGUUUCUUGCAAAAAGGUUUCACAUCUAUAGACUUUUUGUCUUUGAAGCUAUUAGUUGCCUGUGCUAACUUUUGUCAAUACAAAUGAACACCAAUAUAUGGUUCUGAAAAUGUUAUUCAUUGCUCUCGCAAGACUUGUUCAUAAAAAAGUUACUUCCAAACUGUUUUUUGUUUAUAAUAUUCUUCUGAGAUAAUCUGACAAUACGGCUGUUUGGUCUCAUGAUCUCAACUGUCAGUUUUCCAUAAUGACCAAUGACAUUUAAGAGAUUACAACUUUACUGCGCAUUUCAAUAACACAUGAACUCUGAAGUUCAAAAGCCAACUAACGUUUCCUUUCUUCACUGUCGUCAAUCAUCUUAGCGUUUCUCUUGGGAAACAGAACUUUACUUCCAACCAGUUCGAAAGUUCAAGAUUUGUGAUUGGUUGAUUGAUUGCUUUCGAUCCAUUUUUGUGUUUUUGUGUUUCAGGGUCCGUUGCUUGCAAUCAUAAUUAUGAUUGAUAACAGCAAAAAACAUAUUAUUAUAAGCUGACCAUUAAAUUUCAGAGUUUUCUUGUUAUUAAAAAGUGCAGUAAAUUUAUUCACUCUGAGUCAAGAAAUUUUUAUGCAAUGUGUUCAUGUUGUGAUUCAAUUUUCUCUCUGCUUAAAUUUUCUUUCCCUUUGAUGUGUACUCACUAUCCUAUGUGACUGUUCAGGUACUGGUAUUCAACCAGGAAACAAUCAACAUACAGUUGGGCUAGAGAUGUACUCAUCUUACAAAUAUCUCCUAUUACUCUUUAUUAGGGUUCAGGAAAAACCCUUGCUUUUGGCAUUCCAAUUAUCACUCACAUCUUGCAUCAAAGAGUUGCCCAAGAAACUGAUAGAGAGAAUGAAAAUGAGGAAAAGGUUGACAUUUCAGAAACAUCAUCAGCUGAAGCUGAUAACAGCAUGGACAGUGAUAAAAAGGAAAGGCCACUGUUAGGUUUGAUUAUGACACCAACUAGAGAAUUGGCCUUGCAAAUAAAAAGCCAUCUUCAGCAGGUUGCAAAGCACACAUUCCUAGAGGUAUGAAUGUUUCCUGUUUACCGCCUAGUUAGGUCAGUUGCGAGAGCGCCAGUCUGCCAAGCAGAGGUUGUGGGUUCCAAGCCCGGCCGGACCAACACACAAGGUCUUCAAGUAACUGAGAAGAAAGUGCUGCCUUUGUAAUGACAUGUUCAAAUGGUUAGACUUUCUAGUCUUCUCAGAUACAGUAACGAUGAAAAAAGAUUGGUCCCAUCUCACAGCAGUUCUUGUGGGACGUAAAAGAACCCAUACCACUGUUCAAAAAGAGUAGGGGAUGUAGACCUUGGUGGUGUGGCCAACUUUUCCAGGGCUGGGUGGGUUAUCUGUAAGGAGAGAUCUUAAUUCAGGGACAACCUCAUGAUCAUCCUUCAGUUGUUGUAAUGACUACCUAUGAAAGUGUAUGUAUGUAAUCUUUUGGAAUAUUAUAACAAAGUGUACUGAAUUUGUUGUCGUUAUUAUAAUUAUUGUUCUAUUUUAUCUCUCAAUGAAUAUGCACACUGAUAUUAAACAAUUUAGUGGGGCAAACUCUAACUGGCUUAUGUUUUUCUUGAAAUUUCAUGGUGUAUAACCUUCACAUUUGGGCCAUAAAUUCGCAAGGGUAAAAGUUGUCCCUAAUAUUUACAUAUUUGUUCUCUGUUUUUUUUUGUUAAGAUUGUAGCUGUGGUUGGUGGCAUGGCGCCACAGAAACAACAGAGACUUCUUCGCAAGUGCCCGGAAAUAAUAGUUGCCACACCUGGGCGUCUGUGGGAUUUAAUUUCGGAGGUCAGUACAUUCAGACAUAAAUUUCGCAUUUGUUGGGUCAAACCUUACAUUGUUUUAAGGUAUUAAGGUAUUAGCUUCUAGGAAAAUUGAGGUGUUGCAAUGGUGAGGGAGUGUACAUUGUAAGCACAAGAAAUUGGUUUUAUUUAAGGAAUUGACAAUGCGAACUGGUCACUUAAUUUAGAUUAGUUUUAGUCCUUUUGUCAGAGAGUCAGUCACCGCCUCUCAUUUACAUGUAUAAAAGCAUUUGAGUUUAACUUGAUAUUCUGCUAUUAGGUAUAUAAUUUGCUUUUCUUAUUUUGCCUGUUUCGCAGGGUGAAGAGCAUGUUAGCAAACUGGAGCAGCUGAGAUACCUUGUGAUAGAUGAGGCUGAUAGAAUGGUGGAGCAAGGGCAUUUUCAGGAGCUUUCCUCCAUUUUGGAUCUUAUUCACCGAACAAGGCAAGUUCAGAUAUAUAAAUGCCACACACCGUUCAGUUCAAUAAGACAUCAUCAGGUUUAAGAAAAGCGACGAGCAAACCCAAAUGCUUCUUACUUAACACAUUCACUUACAAACUCGUUGUGUGGAUAGGAUAGGCGUACUUGGGAUAAGAGUCAACUUACCUGAAAAAAUGAUUGUAAACGUUAUCAUUUCAAACCGCAAAGAAUAAUGACCACAUUAUCCACAUCGUUAUGAAUCAACUUGUCACGAACCGAUGUUGAGAUUUAGCAAAUGUACUUUUAGAUAGAAGCUGAGUCUGUGGCGAAUCCGCUUCCAUCUGUAACGAAUCUGCCGAAACUUGUAACUCUAGCAUCAGCCUCUCAGAGAUAACCAGUUAUCUUGCAAACGUCCAAGGCAGUUUCACAAACGUGUUAUAUAACGUCAAAUUUCAUUUCUCGUUCUUAACGCCUUUUUCAUUGAAUAGCAGCCUUUUUCAUCAUGUUAGUGAACGUUAGUAAAACGACCGUAUCCCCCAGAUUAAACAGAGGUCAAAUUUUUCUCUAACAGGGACAUUGAAGAAGCCGAAGAGGAUGGACAAGCGAGUAAAAGUAAGUUUGUGUUUCCUGUGUAUUAAAUAUUAAUGCUCUUCUAGUUUCGUGACUUAUCUAACCACAAUUUACUCUUUUUUUAAAAAAAACAGACCCUACAAAGAAGAAAAGUCUGCAGAAAUUUAUUUUCUCCGCUACCUUAACCCUCCCUAAAUCAUUCAAGCAAAAAGGAAGAGAAAGAAACAUUUCCAGAGGAGAAGCUUUGGGUAAGUCUUCUUUCUUUUGUCAUCAGCCUUGCUUUUAUUGUGUAUUGUUAGCGGAAGAAGCACAGUAAGGGUGUCUUUGUUUUGAAGAUGUGAAGCUCUUGUAGUAGCUCCCUUAUACGUGUAUAAGCCGUUUAGGUAUGUGCCGCCCCAAAGGGUAGGAUUUUUGCACCGUUUUGGUCUAAAAACGAGUAUAGACUUUGUCCAUUUUGGUCUGGAAUCGGGUAUGGUUUUCGAGCAAACUACAGGAGUGUAUGAAAAUAUUUAUCGUCUCAAAGACCAUUCCAGGUGAAUAAGGAAGAAAGACUUUGUGAAAUCUUUUUUGUUGGCGUUCUAAUCUAAGUAAUGAUGACAUAAUUUCUUAGAGACUAGGUCUGAUAACGGGUUUGGAUUUUAGACGCCAGUUCUGAAAACGGGUGUCAAAAAUGACAGUAGAGACUUUAAGAUCCAACGGCGCGACGGCGACAAGAACGUCGCUUAAAAAGUGAAUUUGCGUUCUUUCAGUCUUUACAGUGAUUAUUCCUACCCACUUACUUUGUCAAUUGUAGACGAACCCUCCUAAAGCUGAAUUUCAAGGAACCAUAUUCAAGCUCAGAAAGAGAAAUAAAAUUUCGUCGUUGCUUGUUUACGUCCUUCAUAAAACGCGAAAUUAGGCAUUUUCACGUCGUAGUCGUGCAAAAACGUGAAAGAAAUGUACAAAAAAGUGUGAUGCACGUGCAAAGUUGUUUUUUGCUAAUUAAACCUAUUGUUUUUUUGACGUUCUCGUUGUCGUCCGCUUCGUUGGAGUAUUUGGUCUAAAGUAGGGUCAGAAUUUGGAGAACCAGGCGGCAUACCCCCACCAAGAAUUCCCAGGACCCCACCCCCAUCGCCAGGGUUGUGAGGUUUUUAACGGUUCGUAGUUGAAAGUUGUUGAGCUCAUGAUAAACGCGUAACAGCAAAAUGAGGUCAUACCCUUGUUUUUUAGCAUCAGAAUUUGGAGAACCAGGCGGCAUACCCCCACCAAGAAUUCCCAGGACCCCACCCCCCCGGAGUUCGAGCCAGGGUUGUGAGGUUUUUAACGGUUCGUAGUUGAAAGUUGUUGAGCUCAUGAUAAACGCGUAACAGCAAAAUGAGGUCAUUCCCUUGUUUUUUAGCAUCACUUUAAAAAGACAAAAAGUAUAAAAGACAUGGAUUUUCUUUUAAACUUCUCAGUAUUGCAUUUUAGUUUCAUUAAUGGACAAAGUCAAGCUUCACAAGAACAGCUGUAAAGUAAUCGAUGUCACCAACAAGAAAGGAACAGUGGAAACGCUGACAGAAGCUAAGAUAUCUUGCUCCCUUGAGGAGAAGGUUUGUAUUCUGCAGCCGGAAAAGUUCCCAAAACCUUUUUACGUUUUGAAACACUAAUGUUAUCAUUGAUUGUUUGUUACUUUAUUGCCACGCUGCGUGAAUGGUCGAAUAUCCUGCCUAACUUCAUCACCCAAUCAGAACUAAACCAAUCGUGGUUAGGUUCACUCAUUUCCCGCGCUUGGCACCCGCUCCUCGUCAGUGAUCCUUACUUGCUUUGUCUUGCAUUGCUACGCUUUCUGAUUGGUUGGAAGAUCUCGCGGCACUUUAUCAGCCAAUCAGAAGAGUAAAACUAAAACGAGUCAUGGCUAGGUUCACUCAUUUCCCCGCGCUUGGCACCCGCUCCACGCCAGUUAUCCUUGAUUUCGUUGUCUUACAUUGCUACACUUUCUGAUUGGUGAAAAAAAAUAUCACGCCAUUCUAUCAACCAAUCAGAGGAUUAUAACUGAAACCAAUCGUGGCUUGGUUUAUUCAUUCUCCCAGGCCUCGGGCGCCUGCUCCAUGGUACGUGUAUCUCCAUGUUUUGCGACCCUCAGUUUCAAAGCUGGUGUUACUGAUUCUCGUUAUGUUUAUUUGAAAGCCUUUAGUCAACAGUUUCCUUGCGUUUCAUUGGUUCACAGGAUCUGUACCUAUACUAUUUCCUGUCUCGGUACCCAGGCCGCACGCUGGUAUUCUCCAACACGGUUGACUGCGUCAGGAGAUUAGGUUCCUUAUUCAGGUUGUUGAACUUUGACCCCUGGGUUCUGCACGCUAGCAUGCAACAAAGACAAAGACUUAAGAACCUGGACAGGCAAGCAUAAUUUGCUUUCGUUAUGAAUUUCCAAAUAAAAGGUGGAACAAUUUCUCACAUAUUCUCAACACAUUGGUAUUUCAUUUGCUUAUGUUUACAACUUUUGAUUUCCUUUUUAUUUCCUUUGUUCUUUUAAUCUUUUUUCCUUUUUUCUUUUUUUUGUUUCAUUUUUUGUAGAUUCAAGUCAAGCUCUACUGGUUUGCUUCUCGCCACAGAUGUGGCCGCGCGAGGUCUGGAUAUCCCAGCAGUUGAACACGUGAUUCAUUAUCAAGUUCCCAAGGAUCCUGACGUGAGGAUCCUGACGUAAGCGUUUGGGAGUUUUUCAUCCUUAAGGAGAAGCUUACUAGCUGUUAGGGGGGCCGUUUAAGAAAAAGAUAGGUUAUUGCGGAACGGCUUUAAAAAAGUUAUUGUAUUGGUUUAGAAUAGGUUUAGAAACAACAACUCGCACGCUUUUUUGUACAUGUCUUUACCGUCACCGCUGCACGACUACGACGUGAAACUGCCUAAUUUCACGUUUUCUGGGUUUAAAUUUCUGAUUUAAGCGUUUUUACUGCAAUGAUUGGGGUUUAUAGCUUUGAUUUUUCUACAUCGUGCUGUUCUACAGAUUUAUAUACAUCGCAGCGGCCGUACAGCCAGAGCCAGCAGAGAAGGUUUAAGCGUUGUUUUCGUGGCACCUGAAGAAAUGGGAUCUUACAAGAAAAUCAUGAAGACCCUCAAUGCAGGUAUUGUGUCCACUGCUAAACCAAGAAAUACCUGUAUUCUGAGCCACUAUGUGGUACAGUUGUUCGUUAACCUGAUAAAUCAUACAUCAUAAUUUGUCGUCUCAAAUUUAAGGAACUUUAGCAACGAUGACCGUCGCGACAACGAGAACGUCAGAAAAGCAAUAGGUUGAACGCGCACAACAAGAAUCUUACACAUUCUGCACACUUUCUGGUACAUGUCAGUUUUUGUCGUCACUGCACGACUACGACGUGAAAUUUCCUUGUGCCAUUUGCCAUUGAGAACGUAAGCACAGGACGACGAAUUCUUCUUUCUCUCUCGAGAGUUUAGUGCGGUCCCAACUCCAGGGAAAUUAGCCGACAUUUAGCAUUUUAAGCCAGCUAGAAUAAACCCAAAAAAGUUGGGAAAAAAAGAAAAUUCAUUUUGGAAGUUACGUUUUCCUUGCCGUCGCCGUCGUCGAUGCUAAACUCCCUGACAGUUUAGUAAUACGGGUAUUGAGUGCGACGUCCAACACUUGCUGAUCAGCCUCAAGGCUAGCAAGCUCUUCCCUAGACUCAACCUCUGCAUCUCCCAUUAAAACAUUGUGCAACGUCAUUACAUGUCUGCCAUUAAACCCGCGGAUGAAAACGAGACUUCACAAGAGUGAAUGAGGAAACAUGAUUUCCUUAUGACAAAGGAGCCAAAGGUUUUCUGAAAGCGAAUGUGUUGCAUUCCGACUACGAUGAAGUUAGCACCUUUUUUACCAGGCAUCAGGUUGUUCAGAUUCUAUUGCGAAAAUACGCCUCGUUUAAUUAAAAACCCUUCUAUGAUAUUCUUAUUUAGUAAAGUUUAUGACUAAAUCUGUUUAGUCAUCAAUACUUUUCUGUUGCAGGUAACGACCUUGAUUCCUUCCCAGUGGACAUAACCUUCAUGGCUUCUAUACGAAGAAGGAUCUCUCUGGCCAAGACAAUUGACAAAGAAGAACACAAGUAAGGAGUAUCCUCUACCCUCUUUUCUGGUAGCUGAAAACGUUUCUCAUCCGAGUGACCUUAUGCUGGCAAAAUGGCGCCGGCCUUAACACCAGUUUCAGUUUUCAGUCACUUAGAACUUUUCUAGUAAACACUCGAAAAGUUUGGUAAAUUUACAGCGUAUUGGUAACAUCUUAAACUUUCAACACUGAAAGUAGCAACCUUAGCUUUGAAGUUUUCUCUGGUUUGUCCGCGGUGAAACUCUAGCCUGCCAGAAAGUUCUUCUUCGCGCCCUCUCUCUCCCACCCCCGUACUCCCCGGGAGAGCUUGCUCACAGGCUAUGAAUACCCUUUGUCAGGUUGGCGUGAGACUGGGUCGAUGAUGUGCCGAACUGAACUAUGGGACUGCUUUGAGGAAGUAUCACUUCUUUCAUUGGCUGUUACGAAAUUGCGCGGGGAACUGGCCAAAGUGUUAAGUCCCCCUUGAAACACUCCCAUAGUGAAAUUCGUCACAUGACAUAGAAUUUGUUUGACAAUCAAGACAAUUUAGUCUCUGAUCAUUUCUUUCUUUUAAUUAACUCUUGUUGUGCUAUAGAACAGGCUCUGUCACUGCAUGCAUCUCUGAUCUGUGAAUUUUUUAUCCUUUUUUACAGGUUCAGACGUAAAAAGUCAAGCAAUGAUUGGCUUCUUGCGUCGGCCAAAGCUAUGGACAUUGAAGUUGAUGAGGAUUUGUAUCCUUUAGUGAAAGAAAGCGCUACAAGUUUGUGUUUUCAAAAGAAGGGUGAAACUCAAAACUUAUGGUCAAAAAUGGUUUAAAAAUCUUCCCCGCUGUAGUUAUCUGACUAAAUAGCCUCACUUGCUCAGCUGUUGUCCGUUGUCGUUCUAAGGGUCAAUGAUCAAGGGAAAAGAGUUGCGUGACGUGACGUAAAAGGACGACGGCCUCGAAUAUUAGUCAAUGAUUGGCCCUGUAUAGUUUCUGGUAAUACAAUAGGCACAGGAAAAACGGUUUACUACCAAAACAAUUUCCAUAAUCUUCGACCCAGAUCUCUUGUCGACGAAGCUUCGUCAACUUAACAAUAGUUACCAUCUCCAGUUAUUUUUCUUUGACGAGCCUUAACAGGUUGGAGGAUUUAGGAGAUUCUGGUGAAAGGAAGGAGAGACAGGUAAAGCUCAAGCAGAUGAAAGGUAUGAUUUUUUUUCUUUUCUUUUAUAUUUUUUUUUUAUAAAUUUAUUGUUUUGCUUACGCAAAACCAGCUGAAACAAACAUCGCGAUGAUAAAUUCAGUGAGAUGAGAUAACCUAACGGCUGGUAUCUUUUUUCAGAUCAACUUUCCAGUUUGUUGAAGACACCAUUGAUACCUGCUGGUUUCAGUGGAAAAUACCCAACCAAGAGCGGGUCCCUGAUGAUGCCUGGAAUAAAAGGUAUACAGUACCUGUAGCAGAUGGGUGGGGAGGGUGAUGUAUCGCAUGGCAUCCUCUCCUGCUGUGUUACUGCAAUGCGCCAUUUGAGAAGGAAACUGGGCCGAGUUAACUUUCGCAAAGACUUCUGGGACUGGCGCGUCCCCAGUAACGAUCCCAGACACAACUGCGGGAUGCAUUUCGGCUCCAGUCUCCUUCUUAUUUCUAAAGUGUCUAGUUGAGUAGUGGCAUUACCCAAUAAACAAUCAUGUGUUUUCUCAUUGAUUAUUCACUGAUUAGUCGCGUCUUCUUGCUAUCGUAACAACAAAAAUUCUACGAAGGUCAGAAAGAACGUCAUGAUUUUUUUUUCCUUUUUCAACGUGUAGAUCGCGGGGCAAGCUAGAAUCGUCUCGAAAAUUCCUCCCUUCUUGAUCUUAGCUUUUCCCACGCCAGUAUAUCUCGCCUUACUUUUACAUCAGUUAAUACCAAACCGGUUAUGUUCUUGUUUCUUCCCCUUAACACAGAUCUUAACAUUCAUUGUCACUCUGUAAGCUUUGCGUUUAACGCUUAUAAAAUGUCUUUAAUCUUGGUUUUUAUAGGCGAAAAAAGUUGUGAGGAUAAUGGAAGAGCAGCGGUUGAAGACGUUAAAAGAAAGAAAAAGAGAAGGAAGACAAAAAAAUGA
This is a messenger RNA of Porites lobata, 11513 nucleotides long. NCBI's taxonomy places the organism in Eukaryota, Metazoa, Cnidaria, Anthozoa, Scleractinia, Poritidae. The record is from the annotation of a GenBank genome assembly.